Messenger RNA from Vollenhovia emeryi, 4806 nucleotides. RefSeq names its product protein phosphatase 1 regulatory subunit 3C (gene Gbs-70E). Gene Ontology annotation, cellular component: protein phosphatase type 1 complex. The record is from RefSeq and is a predicted model, not a curated record. Gene Ontology annotation, molecular function: protein phosphatase 1 binding; glycogen binding. Gene Ontology annotation, biological process: regulation of glycogen biosynthetic process. NCBI's taxonomy places the organism in Eukaryota, Metazoa, Arthropoda, Insecta, Hymenoptera, Formicidae. The transcript is spliced from 5 exons. The coding region runs from base 527 to 1465 and encodes 312 amino acids.
CUCCCCCUUUCUCUCUCUCUCUUUCUCUAUACAUAUAUCUCUCUCUCUCCCUCUUCCUUCCCCUCUCGCGCACGCGCGCCCGCGAGUUAUCGCGGGUCUCGCGACUUCUCGAGGAACGGUCCGAUUGUCGUACAGGCCGCGCGACGGCGUGAUAAGACCGCAGCAGUCGGUCGUGCGCGCCGGAGUCGGCGAUUGGCACGCGCGCGAUGCGCUACACGUCGGUCAUUAUCGUGCAUGAGGAGGCGAGUACCACCGCCCGGCCGUGCCCCGCCGGUCCUUUAAACGCGGCCGGCGUCGUUUGAGAACGGGAACUCCUCCCCCGUUUCAUUGCAUCCCCCUACGUGCGUCGCGGGCUCUCUCUCUCUCUCUCGAUCGCGGUGGUGGCCGCCUGUAAUCGCGAUGUUGCGUGCAAUCGUAUGAGAGAGAGAGAUAUAUAUAUAUAUAUUUAUCACGCCAGACAGGGGACAACUUGUGUUUCACGGAGCGAGAGAGGCAGAAACGAGGAUACCACGUGAAGGAGGUCUAAAUGUGUUCGAUAGCGAUGCCGGCCGAAUUGAUGCUGCACAGCCCUCCGGUGUACAGCCCCCUGCUGUACGGCCCCUUGGUGGUCACGGCACCCACGAUCACGAGCCGAUCGGUGCCGCCCAGAAUCAGGCCGUGCCUCUCUUCAGGGUCCUUGUCUCUGGACUCGCUGCGGAACAACGAUGGCAAGCAGAAGAAACGGGUGGUAUUCGCCGAUGAUCGCGGCCGCCCCCUCACACAGGUACGCGUGAUGUCGGAACCGAGCAACGUGCCACCGCUGUGGAGCACUGCGUACGUGGCCGGCUUGACCGGAGGUCUGUUCAGCCUGUCGAAGGCUCAAAAUCAGAAAACUGCGCAGAACAGCACGCCAUUGUGGCAAGUGACCUUUCCGCAGCCGGCAAGCGACUAUCUCGCCUUCCGGCGUAAGCUCGAUCAGGGCAACGUCAGCCUGGAGAACGUGAUCGUGCGCGAAUCCGAGCAGUGCCUGGUGGGCACGGUGAAGGUGCGAAACCUUGCCUACGACAAGGAGGUCGUGGUGAGGGCCAGCAGCGACGGCUGGUCCACUCACGAGGACGUGCACUGCACGUACGUGGCGCAACCGGGAUCGCCGGGUCCCCUCAUCUUGUACGACACCUUCCGCUUCCGGCUCACCUUGCCGGUGGCAUCGAACGUCAUCGAAUUCUGCGUGAGGUACCGCACCGAAGGCAAGGAGUCGUGGGACAACAACGAGGGGAAAAACUAUGUGAUUCGCAAGAAGCAGGAGCCCCGAGUGCCGGCCACGCGAUACGACACCAGCCAGACGACGAAAUGUGACGGCCUCGCCGGCGACAGCGAGACGAGGGAUGGCAUACCACAGAUCGCGGAAGCCACCAGGUUGAACAUGCGUACCUGGAGCGAGUUCGCGUCCUGGCAGCACCUGGCCAACGACGCGCCCUACUGGUGAAUCGACCGGCUAGGAGGUCACACGUCCCCUCGUCACGAAAUCAUGUACGAAGCUGUACAAACCUCUCCAGUUUUCUCACCUCGGCGACUUCGCCGAGACGUAGAUCACGCGGGUCCACGAGACGCCGGGCGUCUCUCGCGAGGCACGUGACUCGUCGGGGACGUGGAAGCGGGGAGGAAUAAACGCGAGGACGUGAGGAGAGAAGCUGUGCGACGAUCCGAAUUGAGAACGAGGAAACAAGAGCGCGCGUGCGGGAGAAAAAACGAUUGGAGGGUGAUAGCGCGGGCGGCGGAGCCGGACAACGUCGAGCGUCGGAUAACGCAAUCUGCACGGUCCCAGCAUCCGCGACAUCGUACAACCGGUUCGUCGAGACCAUCCAACGCCCUGCCUCCAGUUGCAACGCCAGUAGCCACGCUCACCAACGCGGACAUCAUCGUCGCACGUUAUCUUCUCGAACGUCCCCUUCUUUCUCCUCCGCUUCCUCAUUCCUGGGAUUUUCGGCCCGCCUGCGGACAGGAGUCCGCCGGGAUUGAGCUUCCAUCCUCGAGUCGAUCCAAAUCUCGCUGGUCUCGUCAUAUCGGCCAAUAUUAUAGUUCUGUAAGCUUUCUCUCCAUUUCUUCCUUUGUUGCUUCCUCUUUCUCUUUUUCUCUCUCUCUCUUUCUCUCUCUUUCUCUUCCAUUUCUUCUUCUCCGACACUCUUAACACCUCCAUGCGGAACACAAAUCGUCGACCGAACGUGUCAAUUAUUUUUUACGAGCAUAUAACGGAAGAUGGGAGACGCGCCUAGGUCUCGCGGCGGCCUCACAAUCAGUGUGGCUAAUAGUCGCGAGAUUAUUGCGUGAAAUUGCAUCGCAAUGUGCCUUAGGGUGCCUUAAGGAAUUAUAAAGAUUCGUCUGGUAGUGCCUAGUACAUAUCUCGCAGCGCGGGUACAUCUCAGGUAUCCAGGAAACGCAAGACGUUUCUUUUUUAUAAAAGCCUACACGUUCUUCCUACUGUUGCGUUAUUUGAACAAUGUGGCAUCGUCGUUGAAAAGUUAUGCCAUUAACUAACAACUGCGAGAAACGUGUACGGUAAGAAGCCCGGGUACCGUUCGCAGUCGAUGUGAAUAAUGUUACAGCGGGAAACGACGAAAUGAUAAAUGUUAACGGCAGAUUCGUCUUCUGGCCGGUGCUAUAUGCCGUUUCCUCCACAGUUCCUCCUUCGGCGCGUAUCGUUUCGCGAUUAGAGGGUAAAUCGUAGCUUCGCACGAAAUUUCGGCGGCCACUACCGCGUUGUUAGAACAUCCGAAUCGAGGAAGUAAAUGAUAUUAGACAUAUCCUGUAAAAUGUUAAACUACUAAUCUAAUGCGCGACUGCAUAUGUAUUUUACUUAUCUUUGGCUUUCACUUCUCACGACGAUUUUUUUCUAACGAAGAUUCAUAUCUUAUAUAUGAUAUAUGUAUGUACAGCGUUAGGCGUAUGCGCGAUAUAUGUAUGUGUGUACACACGCUACUUGCGGACCAUUUACUUGCUUGAAUCGACGCGUUUAAGCAACUGGGCUUUAAAAAUAAAUAGAAUGAGUCGCGAUAAAAGGGAAAGAGCCGAGCAGCUCGAUUACGUCACGAAUGGACACUAGAGCAGCGAUUGACUAUUAAUUCGCGAGUACCUACAAAGAGGAAUCUAUGAGAAAUCCGUAUACGAGUCGAAUUACCAUAUGUCUGAUAUUUUUCUCGGGCGUGGACCUAAAGAGUGAAGGCUCCUGUACAUUGUUUCGAAUGCAUUGCUGAGACGUUCAUCAGUUUUGGUCAGGUAUUCGCGAGUCGGUGGUAAGCGCGGUCACGACGGAAUGGCAACGGUGGAGCGGCGGAGCGUGAAUGCCUGCGAACGCACGAAUCUUUCGGACGUGAUACUUUCUGGCACCGAGCAUCUCUUGCCGGCCAAUCCUUAUCUCGUAUCUGGUAGACUUCUACGUGCGGAGUGGGUCGAUUCUUUGAAGUCACUUCUGACUCUCCUCCAGCACGUUCAAAGCGCUGCCACUUCAAUGUCUGUGCCUGCGCCCCUUCAAGCGUCUCGUUUGAAAUUAGAUGCAUGCCUCUCUAGUUAGUGUAUGCGGCUGGCGCGCAUAGAAAUACAAUGCCCACCCGCAUUGUUAAAACGAAAGCAACAUUCGAAUGCUCAGCGGUCCGAGUUUUGCUUUCCGGGGACGAGAGGGCAACCGCGGGCGGCCCUGCUUUCGCGGCGAAUGAGAGAGUGCUUUGAGUCGCGGAAUUGCUGGAACAAAUGUCGGCGUGAGACGGCGGGACUCCACCCGGUGAUUUGCAAACUCCGCUCUACGCGUUCUGCAUCGGGCUUUGAUAGCAACAUUGGAAUUGCUUUCUCUGCUCGUAGGGAUCCUUUGCAGUUAUAUUCUUUAAAGACGAUAACGCUUGAUGUUCCACUCUCGCGUUACGCUUUCUCAGCGAGAUAAUUCUUAAUCUUUCGAUAAACGAACUGAUAUUAUUUCCACUACUCCGCGUUACGUUAUCUUUUCCAUUCUUCUCCUCGAUUUCACUCUUUUUAUCUUCUUCGUUUCUCUCUUUCAUCUCUCGCUUUGAUGCAGAGAUCUAGGAUUAAAAGGAGUUUGUGAAUAAAUGUACCGGAAAUACGUGGGAAGGUUCCGUCGUAAAGGAGCCAGUUUAUGUACCGGCACUGCUGCUCCAGAUCGACUUCGUGUCCGUUCGUUGAAUAUCAAUCGCUAAUCGAUACAACGAAACCUCGCAUUCGCGUGUGUAUGUACAUUUACGCGUAAUUUCGUUUCGAGAGCCCUAAGACUGAUAACUUAAAUCACGUACAUAAUGUAAAUAAUAUACGUACACAUUUAAGGAUUUUAAUUGCGUCUCGAUGGAAGUUUUAAGCGCCUCUUAUCUUACUGGACGAUUACCGAGAUAUUUCUUCUAAUAAGCAGAUCACGUCUCUGUAGAUUUUUUAUCGCGUUACAAGUCCUCGUUCUCUUUUCUGUAUUCCUACUUGCCACUAAUAUUUAAUAAUUUUAUGUAUCUUUCAUUAUAUACUGGACUUACUAUAACACUUGUUAAAGUUUAUGUUAUGGCGCCUCUUACACUGUUUUUACCCUCUUUUAUCCGAAUUUUGCGUGGGUUGAAUAUUAUCCUAUUUUUACAGAGCGUAUUAGUCAUUAUAUAUUGUACACAUUUUACCAUUGUUGGUUGUUAUUAAUUAUGAUAUACUCCCCGUGUAAAAAUACAUAAGUUGCAGAUGUUCAUUACACUGGCUCGUACGUAUAUACAUACAUUUGGGUACCGCAUUGUAAAUACCAGUGAAUAAUUAUUACGUCUUUCGCAAUAAAAGUUACAGUAAUGAUUUUAA